Molecule: messenger RNA, 1783 nt
Organism: Moneuplotes crassus
Lineage: Eukaryota; Ciliophora; Spirotrichea; Euplotida; Euplotidae
Source: the annotation of a GenBank genome assembly
UAUCUUAACCUGAGUACUGAAGUAUUAUGGAGGAUAUAUGGCAGCGUACAGGCUGAUGCAAAGACUCUGAAGAGAGAGCAAGAAGGAGUUUGAGAGAUUAGAGAAUGAGAUAAGAGAGUUUUAUAAGGUGAAUUUACCCUGAGAAGUUGAGAUUUUGAAUAUAAGUGGGGAGUGUCUCAAGAAGCUGCUUUGGCGUAAUUUUUAUAAGGUUUGACGGAUUUCCUUGAUUUGUGAGACUAAAAAGAGCUUGGACAUUGCAAUAAAUCUGAUUUCUGAUACAUGAGGUCCAGAAAAUCUUUGAUUGAAUAGGAUUGAGAUUAGAUACAAAGAUGCAAUGAUAAAAACUGACUUUGUGAAAUCAUUCAACAAACUAAUUUACAGUCUAGAGAGAUCCAGAUUUGACAUACUAGAUCUUGUAGACUUUCAACUGAGUGAUGAAUGUACUCAAUUCCUCAACGAUUGCCAGUAUCCAAGUAUUGAUUAUUUUGACUACCUUAAUUCUGAAUCUGAUAUCGCAUUCAGAUGAGGAUGGAUAAAUGAGCUAGAAAUAGACCUUACCAACCAAGAAAGAAUUAAUCUCCAAACACGACUCUCUUUCAAUGUCUGAAACUUGAUCAUUAAGGCUGAUAGCUCCUGAAUGGUUAUUGACAACAUUAUCGGAUCUGAGAAAAUUUUUACUCAAGUUAAAAAAUUUAUUACAUUAAAACUUGGAGGGUUUUGUGAUGAAGACAAACUUCUGAUAAGAACUCUUAGAAAGCACAUUUCUUCAGACAUAAAGUUGGUAUUCCAGAUGACCAAUGAAAAUUUCAAGUGAAGAAUGCUCAAGGACUUCCUUGACUCCAACUGUAGCAUACUUCAAACUAAUGCUCAUUCACCCUCAAUUGCUAAGUUCGAGAAUGUGUCUAUCUACUUUCGAGUCCUUGAUGAGAUUUUUAAAGUUCAUUGUGAAGAGUUUUACAUCAAAGAUACUCUAGACGAAGACCAUACUAUUAACGUCUCUGAGCAUUUCAUCAGACUUGCUUUCAUCAAUGACAGAGAGAGCGAGGAUGGGUUCGAAAUCUCCUGAUGUACGCACAAACCAUGACUUGUAGACACCCAUGAGUAUUUCAAAGAACUUCUAGAGGUAUUAGAGACUGAUAAUAGCUUUGCCAUCCUAAAUUCACAGCUUGACUUAGAUUACCUUAAAAUCCCCCAUUGCGACUCUAUUUUUCUAGAAUUGAACAUAAAAACCCUUGGUAUGUUUCAUGUAGAGCCCAAAGGAGAUGAUGUUUUUAAGUGGAACAGGCAGAUAUCUCGGUUUAUCAGUCUAAUUCCUUCAUCUCCAAAAUUUUACGAGUUCAACUUAUGAAGUUUUGAUUGGAAGUAUCACAAGUUUCAUAUCCAAAAGUUCCUCAAAACUAAGCCAUUCUGAAUCUACUUGAAGCUCGAUCCAGAUUUUGAGACAACUAUGCAGAUGAAUCAUCGUGAGGCUUACCGGAAAGAACUUGUAGACUUGAUCUAUAGCUGUUCUUCUCUGAGAUAUGUAUUUAUAAAGAUGGAAAAUCAUUCCAUCGAAGAAGAGAUUUAUUAUGAUAGGAUCAUCUCUAAUUUAAGCUCAGAUUGUGCCCGAUGUCAAACAAAUAUCAAGGACUUUGAAGAGGAGUUACUAAAGAUCAUUAACUUAGAUGAAAAAUAUGCCAACAAGAAAGUUGAAUCUAAUGAAUGUUGUCUUCAACAAGCCAUCAUCUUCAAGCCUGACUGACUAGAGUUGACCAGGGAUGUAAAAUCAAUCUAUUUUGGCUAA